AUGAAUCAUUCACGGAUCGCGCUGUUGCUAGGUGACGCUUUGUCUGCCAGAGCUCGGUACCCCGCCCAGCUGCCACGUGACCCCCAUCGCCCUCGCUCAGAAGUCUCCAGCGCCAUUUUUCGUGAGGCGAAAGACACGGUGCCUUACGCCUGCCCUGUCUACAGGAAAACGGAGGGCGCCUUAGAGAACCACGCCGCGUACCGAGGACAAUCAGUUGCAGCCACGCAGAACACAGCGGUCUCCAAGAAAAUGUCUGCCCUGAGGGAACGAGUGAGGGAGACGCGCGCUCUGGCGGAUGGAGGGAUGUGGGAGUCAGGUGACCGGUCAGCUGAUCAGGCGGCUGUCAUGGCUCUUCGUUGCUCUUCUGCUCCGCUACCGGAUUCUCUAUCCGCGGAUAUGCAGAACAUGCGGCUGUUGUCCGGGGAGCAAGUGGGCCAGCUCUGCAGAGUCAUCUUUUCCUUUCUGAAGGAGCAGAAAAAGGUUGACCAGUUCACGUUGCAGUUAGAAGACUUCGCAAAGGACAACGGGAUCAGUUUGGGCCCCCUGAGGAACAUAGUGAGGAGCGUCCUGCUUGUACUGAAUGCUGCUCUGAAAAGAAACCUCAAAGCAGAAGAGCUGCGAGCCGACCUCAUUGUCCUAGGGCUCGAUGAAGACAAGGCUGCCUAUUUUGCAGACCAGUGGAGUCAUGAUGCAGCAGCGUUGUCACGCCUGGCGGUGGGUCGAACGCUCAGUAUUAACCAGUUAGUGGACAUGGAAUGGAAGUUUGGAGUUACUGCAGCCAGUAGUGAACUGGAAAAAGCAGGGAGCAUUUUCUUGCAGCUGAAGAUGGUGAUUAGAAAAGGCAGCCAAUUGGAACCCGUGUAUGUAGAGCUGACCCUGCCGCAGUUCUACAGUUUUCUGCAUGAGAUGGAGCGAGCCAAGAGCAGUCUGGAGUGUUUCACAUGACCAGGCACCUUAGAGUCUUCUAUGAAAACUCCAAUGCAAGGUCCUCCGACGUUGGCUGCCAUUCACCUGGUACUCUGCAAGGGUUCUGAUCGCAGAUUACACUUUGCGGGACUGUCUGGAACACAGGA
Molecule: messenger RNA, 1073 nt
Organism: Nanorana parkeri
Lineage: Eukaryota; Metazoa; Chordata; Amphibia; Anura; Dicroglossidae
Gene: COMMD7
Product: COMM domain containing 7
Exons: 10
Coding region: 1-945 (314 amino acids)
Biological process (GO): negative regulation of DNA-templated transcription; tumor necrosis factor-mediated signaling pathway
Molecular function (GO): NF-kappaB binding
Source: RefSeq, a predicted model, not a curated record